AUGGGAAAAGCUUCAAAAGACAAACGCGAUGCCUAUUACCGGCUAGCCAAAGAGCAGAAUUGGCGAGCCCGUUCAGCAUUCAAAUUGAUUCAAAUUGACGAACAAUUCGACCUUUUUGCACACGCAGACCCUGAUAGUGUCACUCGCGUCGUCGAUCUUUGCGCUGCGCCUGGAAGUUGGAGUCAAGUCCUCAGUCGCGUGCUCAUCAAGGGCGAAAGUUUUGGGCGAAGAGCGUGGUUAGAGAAGCGUCGUCGGGACAAGAAGGCUCUUGAGAAACUGGAAAAGGAGAGCAAGAACACCGAAACAACAACCGAAGAAGAUAGCGACGAUACAGAAGAUGAAUCUGCGAUCCUUAAACCGCGAAAGAAUGUUAAAAUUGUCGCAAUUGAUCUACAACCCAUGGCACCGUUGGAAGGGAUUACGAUGAUGAAGGCAGACAUAACUCAUCCAUCAACUAUACCGCUUCUCCUUCGUGCACUUGAUCCGGAAUACUAUGAAGGAGAAUCUGGGAAACAAGACCCAACUAUAGAGCCUACAACAACGAAACUUCCAUCCCGACACCCUCACCCCGUGGAUCUAGUCAUCUCAGACGGCGCACCAGACGUCACCGGCCUCCACGACCUAGACAUCUACAUACAAUCUCAGCUCCUCUACGCUGCCCUAAACCUUGCCAUCGGUGUUCUCCGCCCAGGCGGAAAAUUUGUCGCCAAAAUCUUCCGCGGCCGAGACGUGGAUUUGCUCUACGCACAGUUACGAACAGUAUUCGAAAAGGUUUCUGUCGCGAAGCCAAGAAGUAGCCGCGCAAGCAGUCUAGAGGCAUUUGUGGUUUGUGAAGGGUUUAUGCCACCUGAGGGUUUUGAUUCGGCGCAUGCGCUGCAGAAUCCGAUGUUUGGUGGGGCGGCUUCUGUUAGGGUUAAUGAGGAUGGGACUGUGGGCUACGAUAUUCCGGAUGAAGAUGAGGAAUCUCGACAAGGAAGCAAGGUUGCACAACCUGCUGCUUCAGAUGGCGGAGAUGAUGUGACCCAACACUUAGCUCUUGAGCAACUCACAUUGGCGGAACAACUAUCAUAUCGCCCACCACAUGAAUCCCGCUGGAUUCCUCCGUUUAUUGCGUGCGGAGAUCUUUCGGCUUGGGAUGCUGAUGCCUCAUAUACUCUACCGGAUGGUUACGUCAGUCUAGACCCUGUUCAGCCGCCUACGGCGCCUCCUUAUAAACGAGCAUUGGAGAUGAGAAAGGAGCUUGGCGGAGCUUAUGGGAAGACGAAGUUGGGGGCUAUUGGUCGUGCUUGA
Messenger RNA from Talaromyces marneffei, 1290 nucleotides. RefSeq lists its product as uncharacterized. The transcript has a single exon. Gene Ontology annotation, molecular function: tRNA methyltransferase activity. Gene Ontology annotation, biological process: cytoplasmic translation; tRNA methylation. The coding region runs from base 1 to 1290 and encodes 429 amino acids. Gene Ontology annotation, cellular component: cytoplasm. NCBI's taxonomy places the organism in Eukaryota, Fungi, Ascomycota, Eurotiomycetes, Eurotiales, Trichocomaceae. The record is from RefSeq and is a predicted model, not a curated record.